AUGGAGAAAGAAUUAGUAAAUGAAAUUCAUGAUUUUUUAAAAAAUUAUGGAAAUUAUGCUGAUCAGUAUAUGUUAGAUUAUUACAUCGAUGAACAGUGGUCAUCUAUUCCUGAGGAGUGGCAGAACUUUUUUGAAAGUAAAAAAGAUAAUAUUCAAGAUGUUGCAUUAUAUCUUUUGGACUUUGAUAAUAAUAAGUUAGAUAAAGAGGCUCCUAUUACAUUAAGGAAAAUGAAAAAUGAUAUGAAACAUGUUUUUGAUAAACUUUUUACUGUUGAUUGUGGUGCUGGAAUUGGACAUCUAUCCAGAAUAUUAGCUUAUUUUUUUAAAGAUCACAUUAAUAUUGAGGUGUCUACCGUUGAAGGAAAUGAUAAAUUUGUUGAUCAGUCAAUUAAGUUAGAUCAAAUAUUUGAAAAUAAAUUGAAAUACAUGGGACAAGAGAUUCCAAAUUUUAAGAUUCAAAGAAUAUCAAAGUUAGUAUCAGAUAAAAAUAGUCUUAUUAAUGAGAAUGAUUCUAAUAAAAAUCUUAUAUUAGGAUUACAUACAUGUGGUGAUUUUGCCUCAACAUUAAUAAAACAUUUCUCCCUAAAUUCAAAUGCAACUGCUUUAGUUAAUGUUGGUUGUUGUUAUCAUAAAUUAAAUAAUGGUAAUGAUAUGGAAUAUCGUCAAAUUUAUGAUAAUAAUAUAGAUAGUAUAAAUGAAAAUUAUAAUUAUCCAAUGAGUAAUGAAAAAAAUAUUUUUCCUAAUUUAUCAUAUGCUGCUAGAGAGUUGGCAUGUCAUGGAUUGAAGCAAUUUAAAGAAAAAUUGAAUACUAAAGUUGAUCUUCUGUCAUCUUUUAAAAUUAACCUUUUUAGAGCCAAACUGGAAUACUUAAUUUUUUCAAUAACUAAUAAUAAGAAAUAUAGGCAUUUAGGACUUCGAAGUGUUUCAUAUACAGAUACUCUUUUAUUUGAAGAAUAUAUAGAAAAAGCAUUAAUAUUUCAUGAAGAGAUCAAAGAUAAAAUUAAUUUAUUUAAAAAUCAAAAUUAUGAAAAUUAUAAAAAUAUGAUAGAUAUUAAUAUUAAUGAUAUCUGGAAAAUUUUUAUUCUUUAUGUAAUACGUUUAUCAAUUGCUCCUAUGAUAGAAAUAGUAAUUUUACUAGAUAGAAUUAUAUAUUUAAAAGAACAUGGUCAUAAUUCAUAUCUUAUUGACUUAUUUGAUUCAAGUAUAUCACCUAGAUGUUAUGCAAUUGUCAGCUUAAAAUAA
Strongyloides ratti is the source of this 1242-nucleotide messenger RNA. RefSeq names its product Protein RRNAD1. NCBI's taxonomy places the organism in Eukaryota, Metazoa, Nematoda, Chromadorea, Rhabditida, Strongyloididae. The record is from RefSeq and is a predicted model, not a curated record. Bases 1 to 1242 code for a protein of 413 amino acids. The transcript has 2 exons.